AUGGAAUCCACGGACGUCAAAAUUCGCUGGUGUCAUCUCUCUCCUCCGGAAGAGUCCGAGGCAUACCCAGGAUUUAAUCCAUCAAUCACUGUGUUACCGGUGGGCCAUAGGCGAAGGGAGAAUUCUCGUCCCCUUCACGAGUCUAUGGUUUUUGAGCGAGAUCAGAUCCUUCGCCUUCGUGACGGAACCAAAAUAUACGCCGAUAUCUAUCGUCCCGCCAAUGAGGCUGUUGUACCGGCUAUAAUGGUUUGGGGCCCGUAUGGGAAGUCGGGCAGUGGGAAGCUGAACCUCGCUUCUUUCCCGCUGCGAGUCGGUAUAGCAGAAAGCCGACUCUCCGGUUAUGAGAGUUUUGAGGGCCCCGACCCUGCUGAAUGGGUACCACGUGGCUACGCGAUUGUCAACGUGGAUGCCAGAGGCGCGAUGGACUCGGAAGGAUCCAUGAGAUUCUGGGGUUCCGGUGACGGGAAAGACGGAUACGAUGCGAUUGAGGAGAUUGCAGGUCUACCAUGGUGUAAUGGCAAAAUAGCCAUGCUAGGAAACUCCUGGCUGGCUAUAUCACAGUGGUUUAUUGCCGCGGAAAGACCGCCACAUCUGGCUUGUAUCGCUCCUCUUGAAGGCGUCAGUGAUCCAUUUCGGGAGCAGCUCCGUCGAGGGGGAAUUCCUGAGUUGCAAUUUUGGAAUGCAUUAUUAGGUCUGCUCUGCGGCCGCAAUGACGUGGAAAAUAUCGUGACAAUGGCGGAGGAGUCCGGCCUAACGAAUUCCUAUUGGGAGGAUAAAAGAGCAAAAAUGGACCAGAUCGAGGUUCCUGCCUACAUUUUGGCCAGCUACUCGACUAUGCUCCAUACGCUAGGAUCUUUUCGAGGAUAUGAGGAAAUCCCUCACGACAAGAAAUGGCUUGUCGUCCAUGGUACUCAAGAAUGGUACGACCUGUACUCUCCAGAGAGGAUUCAGGAAUUAGCCGAUUUCUUUGACUGUUACACGAAAGCCCCAAAUGAGUGGGAGAGUACACCGCGUGUGCGCGCUACUGUACUUCCAUACAACCAGCCGGCACUGACUAAUAUCCCUUUCGAAGAACCUUUCUGGCCUCAUCGACAGACUAAAACCAAACGAUUGUUUUUGAAUUCAGAAGGUCGUCUGACAGAGAUUCAGCCCAAAGAGCCAGGCCAAUCAUCGUAUCAAGCCGAUUUUGCGCCAAUUUGGCAAAGGGGUAGCGACUCGGGAGAAAUCCAGUUUUCGUUCACCUUCCCUCACCGAACAACAAUUCUUGGCUCAUCGCGUGCUAUUAUUUACGUUGAGACAAAGACCGGGCCAGAUAUGGAUGUUUACGUGCAUCUAAGAAAAGCAGACCGGACUGGAAAGCUUCUAGAGCAUGUCAAUAUACCACUCAAAGACUUGGGAGUUGCCUCUGCAGAGGAAGUUCCUUUGACAAAUCCAAUGAAAUAUUUCGGUCCACAUGGCAUCUUGAGGGCAUCGUACCGAGAUGUGGCGGAAGAAAUAUCGAAGCCUCACUGGAAAACGCUCUCGCACAGGAGGCGUCUGCCGGUAAAUGUGGGAGAGGCAAUGCGAUUGGAGAUUGAGAUCUGGCCAACGGAUGCCAAGGACGAGAACUCUCUUGCCCUAUUUGAAACCGAUGAGGCAAAGGCCGUUCUCCUCGAUAUUCUCCAACGAUUCGAAAAAAGCCAUACAUCCUUCAGUUCUCUGGAGGUGCAGAUGGCCUAUGUAGAAAUGAAUCAUGUUAUUCCGGCCAGCUUCUGUCCUCGGCCGUCUCUACGACUUUUUAUACUGGGCGUAUUUGCGAAUUUCAUCAGCCCAGAGUCUCACCGUGAUCAGAUUUGGCUUCAUAUGGGAGGGGACGUCGAUGGGAACAAGGAGAGUGUCUCACAGCUUAUGCAGCAUGUGCAACAGGCGCAUGAGCAAUGGAUAUCUCGGAUUGAACAAAGCUCAGCCUCUAUUACCUCUAACUCGCCAAGGUUUUCCGAUCAUGCUCUCGAGACGAUGGAGGUAUCAGACGAUGAACACCUUGAGAGCGAGAAUGACAGUUCUCAGCAAGGUAGUUCCAAGUCUGCGGACAGUGGCGAUGCUCUACAUGAGAGUUCCAACAAUCUCGAAGUCCAGGAUCUUGCCUCCAAAUCCAAUCAAACCAGUGAAACCGACAUCACCAAGAUCUGCCGCGUCAUUGAGGCCAUAUCAAAUCAGCUUCGAGGUGUGGAGGUUGGUAUGCAGGCCCUCCAAAACAAGCAAGCCAAACUGGAAACAAACAUGGACCAAGGGCUUGCUGCUGGUCAGGAUGCCGAGAUGUCUGAUACAAGUGACGCCUCCUUUAAGCCAGACGAGGAGAUUGAGCAAAGUGAGGGUGAAGGAUAA
Penicillium subrubescens is the source of this 2364-nucleotide messenger RNA. Its product is annotated as CocE/NonD family hydrolase. Bases 1 to 2364 code for a protein of 787 amino acids. Lineage: Eukaryota; Fungi; Ascomycota; Eurotiomycetes; Eurotiales; Aspergillaceae. The record is from RefSeq and is a predicted model, not a curated record. Gene Ontology annotation, molecular function: dipeptidyl-peptidase activity. The transcript has 7 exons.